ACCGGUGGUCUUUGGUGCUGUGAAAACAAAGUGAUAUUUUCCUCAAAUAAUUUCGUUUUUCUGCGUAAUUCAAUCCGUCCAAGAUGUCACAAGGAGAUAGUUAUCAUCUUAAGUUUGGCCCCGAUGCGGGGGCACACGUUGAUGCUUAUCUGGAAUACAGAAGAAUUGUUGGCGAUGAUGAUGGGGGUGUCAUGAUGUCACCUGAGGACUUUGAAGACUACCAGAGAAGAGUUCUGCCAAUGCGUCAAAAGAACCGCCUGUAUGUCAGCUGGUAUUCUCCACCGACUGGUAUCGACUGCAAGCUGGUUGGCCCAGAGACGCCAUGCUUCUGUACUCAUAGAUAUAAGCAGCACAAAACAGACUUUGAGGCAAUCCCGGAAGCCCGCCCCAUCCUUCAGCCGUGCAAAGUCCGUGGCUGCCGCUGUAACUCGUACAGCUACGUCCCGCUGAAUGGCUCUCAACCAAUCAGGUGCGGAUGUAAACAUUACUCGGACGAACAUUCGGAGACGAACCUCAUGAAGUGCAAGAAGUCUGGAUGCAAGUGCGCUGGGUUCAAGAGUUCCUACACCUGUGGCUGCGGUGAGCCGGCUUACAGACAUGAGAUGGUGGUGGAGACACGACAGGAGCGGGAGAAACGAGGCCGUCCGGUCGGGCAGGAGGGCGUCCCAUACCAGGCCAUGGGCGGUCUGUCGGGCUUCUCAUCUCUGGCUGAGGGCUACAUGAGGAUGGACCCGAGUGGUAAAGCCCUGCCAUCAAAGGCCUUCUUGAAUCAGCCAAUCACAAGUGAGGACCACCCGUUCCUCCGUGCUAACCUCGAGGAGGUCGACAUGGUCAAGCGGACCCAGGGCUUGAGGAUCUCUGACCGAGAGCAGCAGGAGCUCAAGUCCAAGAUGCGUCAACCCGGGGAGUCAGAGAUGGAUUUCUAUGAGAGGCGCUACCAGGAAAGGCAAAAGAAAUCCAAUGUGUAUCGGCCACCUGUCAAGUCCAGGGCCGACCAGAAAAAGUAGAUGUCACAAGAAUGAUUUGAAUAGGCACGGCUGUGAUCAUUUUUGUUGAUCGGCAAACUGACUCGGUAAAUUCGAGAAUAAGUUUGCUUUGAGUAAUUUUCACAAUCAAUAUGUGGAUGCAUGACAGAACUGGAGUCAUUGUUGACCCAAUAAGAUCUAUUGGCCUAGUGACUCUGACUUUGGCCAGUGUCCAUAAUCACUAGUUGAUAGUCCCGGCCACUUCUUUAGUUUAAUAAUCCGUUAAUAUCAGCACAUUCUUUACUCAAGGGAAAACUUCAAUCGGUCUUUUUAAAGCUGUUUGUUAAUUCUUCCAGUUAGCUUUCUUUAUAUCUUUGUAAAAUAUCAUUAUCCGUCCAUUGUAGCAUAGCUCAAACAGGGUACUAAAACAUGACAGAUGUGUGAUGCAUUUUGCACUCUCAAAUAAAGCCUUUUUAGAAUAAAA
Molecule: messenger RNA, 1449 nt
Organism: Lineus longissimus
Lineage: Eukaryota; Metazoa; Nemertea; Pilidiophora; Heteronemertea; Lineidae
Product: protein FAM221A-like
Exons: 7
Coding region: 84-1007 (307 amino acids)
Source: RefSeq, a predicted model, not a curated record